AUGGCCACCGCCCUAUGCUCAGCAUGGUUCCCUCGACGAGAGAUGUGGCCUUUCUUGUUCUCAAGCGGGAAAAUUCGAGGAUUCGCCAACACUACGAUCGUGAAGAAGACCGGAAAUAAGUUUUUCGGUAAAGGGGAGUUGUUCGGUGGUCGGCAAGAUUGGAUCACCAACAGGAGAAUGACGGAUUUGCCGAAAGAAAACCACAAGGCUUGGCCAAGGGACAUGCAUUUCACCCGAUGGCCAGGGGUAGUCGGUGAGAGACUAGGCGCAGAUUAUUGGUUCCGGGAAACCGAAAAGUGCCCAGUUUCCGUGUACCAUCAUCAGACGGAGAAACACGACUGUGUUUUCGUGGGGUCAGCGGACAAACGUAUGACGGAAACACGAACGAUCGAGAAUACUGUGAAGACAUAUACAACAGGGUUUGCAGUUCAGCUCUUGUUCGAAGGCAGAGGCGUGAAAGCCGUCCUCCAGCCAAGUUGGCCUCAUCUUUGGGCUCGUCUGACUGUCGGAUCACCGCUUAGAGAUCUCUCAUAUAUAGCUAGUCGAGAUCCUGAUAUCGUUGGCCAUCUCAAUAGGGACGGUACGAUACUCACCCUACAUGGCCCGACGAAGAAAAGAGUUGGCCACGUAGCGAUGUGCAUUUGGGGCGCUACCAAGGCCGCUGUGUAUACAGGCAAGGGCUCUCAUCUUGCCUUUAACACUCCUCUGCGGAAGACCAUGAAGAAGCGAUAG
Molecule: messenger RNA, 732 nt
Organism: Perkinsus marinus ATCC 50983
Lineage: Eukaryota; Perkinsozoa; Perkinsida; Perkinsidae
Exons: 7
Coding region: 1-732 (243 amino acids)
Biological process (GO): translation
Cellular component (GO): ribosome
Molecular function (GO): rRNA binding; structural constituent of ribosome
Source: RefSeq, a predicted model, not a curated record